Molecule: messenger RNA, 2011 nt
Organism: Acanthopagrus latus (yellowfin seabream)
Lineage: Eukaryota; Metazoa; Chordata; Actinopteri; Spariformes; Sparidae
Product: ribonucleoside-diphosphate reductase subunit M2
Exons: 10
Coding region: 496-1656 (386 amino acids)
Biological process (GO): deoxyribonucleotide biosynthetic process
Cellular component (GO): cytosol
Molecular function (GO): ribonucleoside-diphosphate reductase activity, thioredoxin disulfide as acceptor
Source: RefSeq, a predicted model, not a curated record
CAGUUUUUCUUCUGUGGUUGUGACGUGUCUUCUAACGUGUUGACAGUUUGUUCGGAUCACACUUUGUUUGUUCUUCGUGUGAAAUAAACGUCUUUUGUUCAUCACAAUCACAAACGUUGCGUAAACGCUCGUUUUCCACAGUUUUGUAACACCGGUUACGGACAGUUUUGUAACCCCGCACAAACAAAGCCUUUUGAAUUUCCCGCAGCUGCCCGGGCGGCACGUGAGCGCGGCUCGCAGCCCGAUUGGCUCCGUCGCAGCGUCAGUUUAAAGAGCCACCGCGAGCUGCGUUUCAAUUGGCCAGCUGCGUUCUAGCGCCAAGAUUUCAAUAAAAAGGCGAGCGGACAACAGAAGCCGCUUCAGUCUCUCUGCUCUCCGUCUGUCAGCUGCUGCCUAGUUUAGACUUUUUACGCUUUAGUCUCUUUUUUGUUCCUGCUUUUAGUCUUUUAAUUUAUCUUUUAUUCGCGUGUCCGUCUGAACUCGAAGGAAGUCAAAAUGCUUUCUGCUCGCUCUCCUCUGUCCGUCAAGAACGAGAACACCGUCAGCACCCAGAUGAACAACAUGUCGCUGGACAAAGAGAACACGCCGCCGAGCCUGAACACGACCCGCAUCCUGGCGUCCAAAACCGCGCGUAAAAUCUUCGACGAGCCUGCGCCCAAAGCCGUGAAGAAGAGCAGCCGCGAGGAGCAGGAGGAGCCGCUGCUGAAGGAAAACCCUCGUCGCUUCGUCAUCUUCCCCAUCCAGUACCACGACAUCUGGCAGAUGUACAAGAAGGCCGAGGCGUCUUUCUGGACAGCAGAGGAGGUGGAUCUGUCCAAGGACCUGCAGCACUGGGAGUCUCUGAAGGACGAGGAGAGGUAUUUCAUCUCUCACGUGUUGGCGUUCUUCGCCGCCAGCGACGGCAUCGUCAACGAGAACCUGGUGGAGCGCUUCACCCAGGAGGUGCAGGUGACGGAGGCCAGGUGUUUCUACGGUUUCCAGAUCGCCAUGGAGAACAUCCACUCUGAGAUGUACAGCCUCCUGAUCGACACCUACAUCAGGGAGCCCAAAGAGAGAGAAUACCUCUUCAACGCCAUCGAGACUCUGCCGUGUGUGAAGAAGAAGGCUGACUGGGCCAUGAACUGGAUCGGCAACAAGAAGGCCAACUACGGAGAGCGUGUGGUGGCCUUCGCUGCCGUGGAGGGAAUCUUCUUCUCUGGCUCCUUCGCUGCCAUCUUCUGGCUGAAGAAGAGAGGCCUGAUGCCCGGCCUGACCUUCUCCAACGAGCUCAUCAGCAGAGACGAGGGUCUGCACUGUGACUUUGCCUGUCUGAUGUUCAAACACCUGGUGAACAAGCCGUCGGCAGAAACCGUCACCAACAUCAUCAAGAACGCCGUGCAGAUCGAGCAGGAGUUCCUGACGGAGAGUCUGCCUGUGAAGCUCAUCGGGAUGAACUGCGAGCUCAUGAAGCAGUACAUCGAGUUCGUGGCCGACAGACUGAUGCUGGAGCUCGGCUUCACCAAGAUCUACCGGGUGGAGAACCCCUUCGACUUCAUGGAGAACAUCUCUCUGGAGGGAAAGACCAACUUCUUCGAGAAGCGGGUGGGCGAGUACCAGAGGAUGGGCGUGAUGUCGGGCUCCACAGACAACACCUUCAGGCUGGACGCAGACUUCUGAGCACCUGCUGGAGACGAGCCACGCCCACUCGCCUCUCCAGACUCCGCCCUGCAGGAGGAGAGGGGCGGAGUCAGCACAAACACUUGGACCUCAUCCAUCCUGACAGACAGCAGCUGCCUCAGCUGGAGGUAUCUCCUCUGCUGUUGCAUGCUGGGAUUGUUUUUCCUUUUUUUCUUUAAUAGAUGGACUCUGAAAUCUUUUUCUUCUCUGCAGCUUCAUGUUUUUGUACAUAAAGUAGUUUUUAGCUGUGUUUUGUAAUAAAGUGUAACUCCUAAUUAUAUUUCAGUACUUUCAUGUUUUACUUAUUUUAAAUUGUACAGUUUUGUUUUUUUAAUAAAAGGUGCAGAAAUGGAAA